This is a messenger RNA of Thlaspi arvense, 399 nucleotides long. The record is from the annotation of a GenBank genome assembly. Lineage: Eukaryota; Viridiplantae; Streptophyta; Magnoliopsida; Brassicales; Brassicaceae.
AUGGCGGCCAACGGCGUGAGAAGGGCACUUCAGCUAUCGUCAUCUUCCGGGAGAAUACUCUUCAGUCGUUCAUCAGCUGCAUCUUCUGCUUCGAAGAUCGGGAAAUCCGCAGGAAUUGAUUUCGCGAGUGGAUCAUCUGCUUCGUCUCGCUCCUCACUUCGCAGGCUCACAUCCUCCAGGAUACCUGUGGAGCUGAGUGCAGGGAUAUCACUUAUACCUUUACAUAGUGUUACUGCUUCAUCUUUGCUCACUUCACUGCUAUCUCUGAGCAAUCAAAGCUGGGGUUGCCUAUCAGAAGCUCUUUUCGUUUCAUUGAUGCUUGAGAACGAGGAAAACUCCAAUUACUGCUUAUGUACGUUUAGAAAUGAAGCGAGAAUCUGCAUUCUGUUUCCGUACUAA